AAGCCCAAUGCAACGAGGACAAUUCUAAUAGUGCGCCAUGGCCAAUUCCGUUUGGUUCAUGUUGAAAAGGAUAAAACCAAGCCUGUAUUGACCGAUUUAGGAAGAGUGCAGGCAAAAUUGACAGGCAAGAGAUUGAAGGCAAUGAAUAUCCCUAUAAGUAACGUAUACUAUUCUGCUACAGUGAGUGCUGCAGAAACCGCUGAUCAAAUCUGCAAAAUCAUAACUUGUAAAAAUAAAGAAGCGACAAAAGCUUUAUCGGAGGGAGCCCCACCGAUCGAACCAGUACCACCUGUACAAUAUUGGAAACCGAGUAAAAAGGCAAUGUUAGCGGAUGGAAUAAGGAUGGAAGGAUCUUUCAGGAAAUACUUUUAUCGAGCCCAUGCUAAACAAACACAUCAUUCUAUCGAUUUAAUUAUUAGUCAUGCUAAUGCCAUCAGAUAUCUUAUAUGUAGGAGUUUGCAACUGCCCAUGGAAGCAUGGCUACGAUUUAAUAUUGCCAAUUGUGGAAUUACUACUUUAACCAUUGAACCUGAUGGCAGAGUUACGUUAAUGGGGUUAGGCGAUAUAGGACACUUGCCUCCUGAAUUGAUCACUUUCACAUGA
Messenger RNA from Trichoplax adhaerens, 603 nucleotides. RefSeq lists its product as uncharacterized. Gene Ontology annotation, cellular component: mitochondrion. Gene Ontology annotation, biological process: positive regulation of mitochondrial fission. NCBI's taxonomy places the organism in Eukaryota, Metazoa, Placozoa, Uniplacotomia, Trichoplacea, Trichoplacidae. The record is from RefSeq and is a predicted model, not a curated record. The transcript is spliced from 3 exons. The annotation marks the transcript as partial.